Closterium sp. Naga37s-1 is the source of this 756-nucleotide messenger RNA. The record is from the annotation of a GenBank genome assembly. Lineage: Eukaryota; Viridiplantae; Streptophyta; Zygnematophyceae; Desmidiales; Closteriaceae.
AUGUUCAACUGCCAGCGCAACGGGCGUGUCAACAUGCGGUACCUGCAGUACGAGUGGCGCAACCCUGGCUGCCGCAUUGAGAGGUUCGAUGCAUCUGCCUUCCUGGAGCGCAUGCGCAACAAGGUGUUUCUGGUCGUGGGGGAUUCUGUCUCCAUGAAUUUCUUCGGAGCCCUACAGUGCCUCCUUGAGACAGCCACUCCGACCAAGAGCAGGGAUGGCCCGCUGUUCCCAGGAGGGCCAAGAACUCGCGCCUUGAUUGCACCGCAAUUCAAUGCCACCUUCCUAAGCCACGCCUCCUCCUUCCUCGUCCAAUCUAUUCCCAGUGGCGAUAGGACCACGGCGAGCACAUGGACGGUGCAUCUGGACCAGGUGCAUCCUAGUUGGUCGCCUGUGCUUCCAUACUCCGACUAUGUGGUCUUUGGGACCGGAGCUUGGUACACCAUUGCCAACCUCAAGAAGCGGCACUACAUGGUGGGCAAUAAGGAGCAGCCAAGCGAGAACCGCACGGCCACCAUGCAAGCCGCCCUGCAUACAGUCGCACGCUUCACGCGCAGCAUCAACUACACGGGGGUGCCCAUGCUGCUCACCUACUCGCCUGUGCACGAGAAAGUGAGACUCAACAGCACGGCUCGCGAGCUCGGCUGUAGCUCCUACAUGCGCCCCGUGGGGGUGGAGGCUCUGGAAGGGGCGCAGUGGGCUGCAGAUGCGAUGGACGCUCGAUAUGCGCAGAUUGAGGUGAGUUUAGAGUGGUGCUGA